ACUCCAACAAAACCACAUCCAUGGAACACUGCUUCAGGUGCUGUCACUGUUACGUUCCUACCUGGCGGACACACACAGACCCCAGUCAGGAAAUGAGCAGGAACGUGACCUCUCCAGUGCCCUUUUUCCGCGGCUGUGGCUCGCCACAAGAGUCGCAGCUGCGUGAGGAAACUCUGCAGAUUCUUAUGGCCUCAGAACUUGUGGCCCCUCAGGGGCCCGAUGACAUGAAGCUCUCAGUCCCUGGAGCCACACAGUACCUGCAGAGUCUGGCUCACAUAGCCAUCAGCAUCUGUGUGGAAUCACCUCACCUGUGGAUUUGUCCAGAGUCUGACGGGUUUCAGAGCGACCUCCUGGAGCGACUGCUGCGGUGUCCGCUCUAUGAGGUUCGGCUGUUUGCCCUGGAACAGUUCUUCAGGAGACUUCAGAAGACAGAGGAAGAGUGUCAACGGGGUCAGGGACCCUUGCCCUUUGACCUCAGUGUGUCCAGCUUAACCUCCCUGGCCCUUCACGAGACUUACCCUGGGUGUCAAGCCAUGGUUUUGCAGGUUCUUGCUGUCCUCCCACUUUCUUCCCUGCUGCACUGGAGAGAUGGGAUGACGUCUUUGAGCUGUCAGGAGGUUCUAGAGUAUCUCCUCACAUUGCUGGAAACCUCUACACACAGUGUGGAGCUCUACUGUGCCGCUCUCUCCCUGACAUCUCAGUUGGUGCUGCACCUGGCCAAAUCAACGCCGCAGCAGGAGCUCAGUGAGGCUGCUGGUCUGUCUGAGCAAAUGGGGAGGCUGCGGUGAGGAACAACCUGCAGAAGUCAAACUCAUGUCAGCAGAGGUGCUGGUGAAGGCAGUCCCCACCUUACUGACGGCACCAGCACUUCCUCUGGGUAUCACACACACUGUGGCACUAUGGAAGAACCUGUUUACUUUAUUACAGGAUGAAGAUCAGGACGUCAGGGACAGAGCAGCUGACUUCACCUGCUACAUACCGGACCAUUUACACAACACAGAUGUUGCCACGGGUGCCGUCUCUCCUCCAGUUGCCCUGGAGAUUGGGGGUGGGUCUUCUGUGCCAGCUGUUCCAGAUGUGGGGCCAGGUGGCUGCUGGAAUGGUGACCCUGAUAGAAUGGCUCCUGGGAGAUGAACAAUCAGAUAUAAGUUGUGAGGAGUCACUGGACUUGGAUGAGGACUUCCUCUUUGAGAAGAGAGAUCGUAACCUGUGGGGCCGAGCCUUUGUUAUGGGCAUGGAUGUUGCACA
Molecule: messenger RNA, 1248 nt
Organism: Sinocyclocheilus anshuiensis
Lineage: Eukaryota; Metazoa; Chordata; Actinopteri; Cypriniformes; Cyprinidae
Exons: 9
Coding region: 21-788 (255 amino acids)
Source: RefSeq, a predicted model, not a curated record